AUGCGAGACGUCCCGCUCGAAGACCUCCACUUUGACGGCUGCGUCUCCACUCAGCAGCACCCCGACGGCGUGCAGCCGUGGCGCCUGCCGGUAAAAGACGUCGAGCUCUUCCAUCCAGAUCUGGUCCGGUCUGCGGGUGGUGCCUCGGGCGUGCGGAUCCGAUUCCGCUCAGACACCGGCUCGCUGCGACUGCGCGUGCGUCGCCUGCGCACGUACUGUCGAUACGACUACGACCUGUUCGUCGACGGCGCGUUCGUCGCCUCUCACGUCGAAGAUCCGGAGCAUCCCAUCGCGCUCGCUGGACUGUCCGAGGUACCUUUGCGCUUCCCCGAGGCGAUGGCGCGUGCUGGAGACGAAGGCAGCGAGCUAAUGAUCACGUUCGGGGACGCUGCUCCGGCGGCGUCGCGCGAGGAGCGCGUCUUUGAGCUGUGGCUGUCGACGGCCGGCCCGCAGGUGGUGAAUGGCUUCUGGCUGGACGAGGGGGCGUCGCUCGCGCCUGCGCCGGACCCUCGGCCGCUCUGGGUGACACACGGCUCGAGCAUCUCGCACGGCACCGGGUUCGACGCCAUCUUCUCCGGCCCCGGCUGCCCUGCCGGCUCUGCGCGCAGCCCCAGCCGCUCGUGGCCGGCGGUCGCGGCGCGCGAGGCGGGGCUCAACCUGCUCAACCUCGGCUACAGCGGCCACUUUGCGCAGGCCGCGCUCGGCUUCCUCGCCACGGUCCGCGACGGCCACCCGACCGUGCCUCUCCUCGUCCUCUCCCCCGUGCACGGCUCCGGCUGGCGCGAGGACGGCUCCUGCUCGGCUCUCAUCGUGGCGCCUGACCGGGAGGCGGUAGACCCGCGCUACCCAACACUGAGCCAGAUGCGGGCCGAGCUCGAGCGGGUGGUGGGGCUGCUCCAGCGGCGCGGCGACGACCGGAUCGCCUACGCGAGCGGCCUCGACCUCUUCGGGCCGGACGACUUUGCCGCCGGCCUGGCGCCGGACCAGCUGCACCCCUCCCCGGACGGAUACGAGCUCAUGGGGCAGCGCUUUGCGCAGCUCGCGUUCGGGCCUCGCGGGAGGCUGCUGCCGGGCCGCCUCCCGCCCGCCCCCACGGCCGUGCCCGCCAAGGCCGCCGCUGGUGCUUGGCGCACGAGCAGCUCGGGCGCGGCCGUGGCCACUGCAGCAUUGGGGCGGCGCGGCUUUCGCUGCCUCGCUGAGGCCUUGUCGCUAGCCUCGCGUCGCUCUCGCGUGCAUCGUGCAGGCGGAGGACCGCGCGCCUGA
Emiliania huxleyi CCMP1516 is the source of this 1263-nucleotide messenger RNA. RefSeq lists its product as hypothetical. Bases 1 to 1263 code for a protein of 420 amino acids. Lineage: Eukaryota; Haptophyta; Isochrysidales; Noelaerhabdaceae. The transcript is spliced from 2 exons. The record is from RefSeq and is a predicted model, not a curated record.